AAAAGGGGGCGUGGAGUUGGCUGCUAGCAGUUAGCUACUGCUGCGCUAUCACCUGGGAUCUCGUCCAUUCUUGUUGGCGCCCUGCAGAAACGAAAAAGCGACAUUAUAGACCGCACAAUACUCGCUACAAAGGCGCCUUUAAGUCCGUGAGCCGUGGUCGUUUUUUCAGGAUAACAGACGGGAACUAUCAGUAAAAUGGAGGUUCGGCCUCUCUCUCUGGACACGGCAUUGUGACCAUUGGCGUUAAUGCUAACUUGGCUAGUUACCUCAUUGGGCUAGGUUGGCAGUAGUUGACUGAAACGAUUGCUAGCGAGCAAGCAGCGGAUUAUCACUAAUAUUAAGCAGCUGCGCUGCCUUAACUGGAUGGUGAAAGUUAUGUUUUGAGGAUAACUUACCAACAGCGUCUUCUCUCUCACGUUAGAAUUGUGGUGAACGUUGAUUUUGCACCUAAAGGAAGCAGAUGGCUAGAGUGGCUAACGUUAGCCAAGUUAGCUAAACGCUAUAAUGCAGGAGUAGUGUAGUCGAGUUUCAGUCGCCGACCACUGCUGCCUUGCUCCAGCAGACUAACGGCUCGGCAGUGUACAGCUACCGGGCACUGUGCGGUAUGUAGCUAUGGCAUGCUAACCAUCCAUCUGAAAAGUUGGUGAUUAAUCAUAAGAUGAAGAAUGUUGUUGAAACUUGUGUCUGACCACACAGUCGUUGUAUUGUAGUGUUAGCAUGGUUGUGAUGAACAGCCUGUGUUGGGCCUUGCAGCUGACUGUGGCUUAUCUACAUCACGUCUGUUAGUGUGCCUCACGUCUGCUCAGUUGCCUGAUUCAUGGCGUUUCUUUAAAACGUAUAUAGUUAGCGAAGUUUGCAGCGCAAAUAUGUGACGGAGUUAAGAUAGUUGACCAUCUUUAGGUUUAUGAUUUAGUGACGGGCAGCAGUCAAAAUGAACAACUCGGGAGUCAUGCCCCAAGAAAAGAUGGAGCUGGAUCUGGAAAUCCCAUCCUCGUUAGUUCAGACCGAUGGGCACUUGAGAAGAUCCAACAGUGCACCCAUGAUAAAUGGCUUAAGUGAUAACUCCCAAGUGUUUCAGAGGGAGGUCCUGCGCAGCCGGAGAAAUAGCACUACCGUUGUCAACAGGCCCAACAUGGUCCCAUCGUCGCCCAUUCGCGUCCCCAGCACCAGACUCCAUCAAAUAAAACAAGAAGAGGGUGUGGACGUGAUGAACAGGGAAACUGCUCAUGAGCGGGAGGUUCAAGCUGCCAUGCAGAUGAGCCAGUCCUGGGAAGAAAGUCUUAAUCUGAGUGACAAUGACGUGGAGAAAUCAGUAUCUUCGUCUCCAAAGCGAAUUGACUUUGUACCUGUGUCGCCUGCCCCAUCCCCAACCAGAGGGAUUGGAAAAAAGCAGUGUUUCUCUCCUUCGUUACAAAUCCUUGUGAGCAGCAAUGGUCUAACACCCAGUCCAGUACCCAGCCCAACACGACGCUUCAGCCGAAGGAGUCAAAGCCCAAUCAACUGCAUCAGAGCCAGCAUGCUUGGGCCAAUUAAACGCAAAGGAGAGAUGGAGACCGAGAGUCAACCCAAGAGGCUCUUCCAGGGAACCACCAACAUGUUGUCCUCCGAUGUCUCCAACCUGUCGGAUAUCAGUUCUUGUCACUCUCCAGAUUUACUGGAUGGCAGCCUCAGCAGCGUCAGCUCCUUGACUGACUCCCCAGGCAAAAUGGAGGGAGUGUCCCCCUCCUCGUCCAGCAACUCGCCCUUUACCUCUCUCCAGGACUUGUCCCCAAAAUGAUUAUGGGAGUGCAGAAGAAAUCUGUUUCCUUCCCAGACCCUCCACUUCACCGUCACCUAGACUUAGCUAAAUUUUCCAUGUAUUUGCUUCUGAAUGGCUGUUUUUCGUGGCUUUACUCUGGAGGGUCUAGAUGUUUGAAUUAAGGAAACCAAAGCCAUGGAGGAGGUCUAUGUUGAAGAAGUUGAACCCAGUGAAACUGGGAUAGAAGACACUGAGCAUCAGCUGCUACUAGAGGAUCUUGGAUGGUGCUUGGCUUCAUAGUGUUUUAUAAGUCGCUGUCCUACCAGUUCUCCUCACUGGAGAGACGUUGAGCACUGGACAAAAAAACCCUGACUAUUGGAUGUGUACAUCUUCCCCCAUUUUUGUGCUGGAAGUCAUCUGUCCACAGGACUUUGUAUGUACACAGUCUGCAGAGUUUGUAAGAGAAUCUAACUUAUUAUUUUCCUGUUUUUGUUUGUAAUUAUGUACAUAUGAACAUGUCAAAUGUCGUACAUAUUUUAAGUUUGGCUGUGAGGUUAAUAUGGGCACAGGUCUUCAACAGCAACUGUUAGUACAAUUAUGGAUUUUUUUCUGACUUGUACUGUUGCUGAAGUUAUCAUUUCAGCAGAUCUGAAUAUUUUUGUGAGGCUGAGAAGUGUUUUUUUUUUUUUUUUAUAAAUGGUUUGGGUUAUGUUUGCCCCUCCCCAUGACUUACUGCAAAUUACCUAGUUUGCAGUGAAUGCAUCUAGCAGUGAGCUGGUGGUCUUUCAACACUAACAGUUCCUCUGUAUCCUGUGUUCUUAAUGGGAUAUAUUUUUGUAGAUAAGCAAAGUAUAGACAUGUUUUGUUUUUUUCCCUCUGACAAAAAUGUUUAUUUAUGGAAAAAAAUGUUUAUUAUAAAAUUGGAUGGUGAUAGGUUUCUAUCCCCAGAAAAAAAAAACCCAUUUGUGUUGUAAUUUCCACCAAAUCAGCUGACUGUUGGAAUACGCAGCAAAAACAAAAUGGCACCAUGAUAUUGUAAGUGGAAGACUGCUGUUUCUGCUGUGAUGUUACAUUUAUUAAAAGCUUUUUUGCACAGGA
Solea solea (common sole) is the source of this 2836-nucleotide messenger RNA. RefSeq names its product PABIR family member 2 (gene pabir2). The record is from RefSeq and is a predicted model, not a curated record. The coding region runs from base 932 to 1777 and encodes 281 amino acids. NCBI's taxonomy places the organism in Eukaryota, Metazoa, Chordata, Actinopteri, Pleuronectiformes, Soleidae. The transcript has 10 exons. Gene Ontology annotation, molecular function: protein serine/threonine phosphatase inhibitor activity.